Molecule: messenger RNA, 447 nt
Organism: Racocetra fulgida
Lineage: Eukaryota; Fungi; Glomeromycota; Glomeromycetes; Diversisporales; Gigasporaceae
Source: the annotation of a GenBank genome assembly
AUGCAAACUAGUUCAGAAGAGUCAAUGAUAAUUGAUCCAGAUUUUAUUCCAAAAGAAACUACUAGCGAUGAGGUUGAAACCGAAAAAUCUGCUAUGGUGGUUGAUAAUACUAUUAGUGAAUGUAAUAAACCAAAAUUUAGACCUGCUAAAAGACAUGAAUUAAGAGGUUCUACACAAUUUCGUGAAAUUCCCGUUCCGCGGCACCGUUUUUCUCCUUUGUUAAAAGAAUGGAAAAAAAUUUAUGAACCUCUUGUAAAACAUUUGAAUUUACAAGUUAGAAUGAAUCUUAAAGCAAAACGCGUCGAAAUAAGGGAUGCGAUUGCCAUAUUACGUGUAGAUGAUCUUUAUAUUGAUUCUUUUGAUAUUAAAGAUGGUACAUUUCAAGAAAAAUUAAUUCAUGACAAGACUAUCUGUCGAGUACUAACUGCUACGCGAAAUUUUAGUUAA